AUGAAAUCCUGGAAAGAGAAAUCUGUUUUAUAUGGUGUGAUCUUGUUCUGCUUCUGCACCUCUGUGUCUGCAUUGUUAUCAUCAAUGGGUGUCAAUUUUGAAGUGCAAGCUUUAAUGGGCAUUAAGAAUUUCCUGGUGGAUCCUCUUGGGGUUCUUGACCAUUGGGAUGAAGAAGCCCUUGAUCCAUGCGGUUGGAGUUAUAUCACUUGCAGUCCUGAUGGUCUAGUCGUUGGGCUAGGAGCUCCAAGCCAGAAUUUGUCUGGUACUCUUGCACCUACCAUUGGAAACUUGACAAAUCUCCAGUACGUGCUCCUACAUGAUAACAAUAUAUCAGGACAUAUACCCUCUGAAUUAGGGAAGCUUCCCAAGCUUAACACACUUGAUCUUUCUAACAACUCCUUCUCUGGUCAAAUUCCCAGCAGUCUGUCCCAAGUAAAAAGCCUCCAAUACCUUUUGAAUCUAAUAAUGGAUUUUCUUGGUUACCAAUAUGUGGGAUCUGUUAAAUUUUCCAGGGACUUGUCUUUCAAUAAUUUGAGUGGUCCUAUGCCGGGGUUCUAUGCAAAAACAUUCUACACUGUCGGAAACCCAUUGAUCUGUGCCACAGGGAGUGAGCAAGACUGUUCCGGACCAAGACCAAGACCGAUGCCAAUUUCUUUUUCCUUGAAUAAUUCACAAAACUCACAACCUUCUGGAAAACCCAAAAGCCACGCAAUUGCUUUAGCAUUUGGCUCCGGCCUAAGCUACACCUUCCUACUAGUUUUGGUGUUUAUUUUCCUUUUUCUGAGACGGCUGAGACACAAGCAGCAAAUAUUCUUCAAUGCCAAUGCCACAAACGAGGAAGAAGAAUCCAUUGGGAACUUGAAGAGGCUCCCUUUCCAAGAUCUUGUGAUUGCCACAAACAACUUCAGCAGCAAAAACAUACUGGGCAGGGGUGGAUUUGGGAAUGUCUACAAAGGACGUCUUAAAGAUGGGACAGUUGUAGCAGUUAAAAGGCUCAUAGAUGGAAAUGCUGCUGGAUGGGAAACCCAGUUUCAAGCUGAAGUAAAGAUUAUCAGUUUAGCAGUGCACAGGAACCUUCUACAACUCUAUGGAUUUUGUAUGACAGCAACAGAGAGGCUCUUAGUUUAUCCCUUUAUGUCUAAUGGGAGUGUUGCUUCCCGUCUCAAAGGCAAACCAGCCCUGGAUUGGAGGACAAGAAAAAGAAUUGCCCUUGGCACAGCGAGGGGACUAUUAUACCUUCACGAGCAGUGUGACCCUAAGAUCAUUCACAGGGACGUUAAGGCUGCAAACGUGCUGCUUGAUGAUCAGUUCGAGGCUGUUGUGGGGGAUUUUGGUCUAGUUAAGCUGAUGGAACACCAGGAUUCUCAUGUGACAACGGCUGUGAGGGGAACUAUAGGGUACAUUGCUCCAGAAUAUUUGUCAACUGGUCAGGCCUCUGAUAGAACUGAUGUAUUCGCUUUCCGAGUUCUUUUACUUGAAUUAAUGACAGGCCAAAGACCUUCACAGUUUGGGGAAAUGGAUAUUGAGGAAAGGGCAAUGAUUGAUUGGGUGAACAAAAUUUACAAGGAAAAAAGGUUUGAUGAGCUAAUAGACAAGGGCUUGGAAAACAACUACGAUCAGAUUGACCUUGAGAGAAUGAUUGAGCUGUCGCUUUCUUGUACCCAACACCAUCCAAAUCAUAGACCAAAGAUGUCUGAAGUGCUUCAAAUUCUUGAAGGAAACAUAUUAGCAGAUACAGAAAAAGAUUCUCAAACGGUUGAAGAAGAAUGUUGCUGAGCUGGGGAGUUUUCCUCAUCGGGAUAGUCUCUUCGGAUACUCUCUGGUAGUAAAAUCUUCCAUAAAAAGCUAACUUGGGAAUGGAAAACAGUGUACUAUAUAGGGAAAAUGUAAGGAGGUUUCUCCUCAUCAGGAUCCAGUUAUGUGAUUUCAGCUUCGGGGCUGAAUAACAAUUUUCUUCACUGUCAAUGAUC
Messenger RNA from Theobroma umbraticum, 1970 nucleotides. The record is from RefSeq and is a predicted model, not a curated record. NCBI's taxonomy places the organism in Eukaryota, Viridiplantae, Streptophyta, Magnoliopsida, Malvales, Malvaceae.